Molecule: messenger RNA, 660 nt
Organism: Trichoplax adhaerens
Lineage: Eukaryota; Metazoa; Placozoa; Uniplacotomia; Trichoplacea; Trichoplacidae
Exons: 6
Coding region: 1-660 (219 amino acids)
Source: RefSeq, a predicted model, not a curated record
AUGGCAUUAACCCGUGUAUUUGGUGUAAUGGUUACUUUGAUAUUGUUAUGGGCACAAGGAUCAUUGGCUGCUGUAUGUUCGACAUCCAAUCCUGCUUACCUUGAAAUUCAACAAAGUCAAUAUAAUAGGAAUGUUUCUUGUCUUACGGAUUUAAGUUGCAGACCAUUAGGGUUCAAACAUGAUGUUUUUCAUUAUCAAGUUAAUGGCAAGAGCGAUCCUUGCGUAUGGGUUGACAACGCAGAUGGUAAAGCUAUCGAAGUUAUGGUUCAAACAACUCCACCGAAUUCGAUGAUUUGUGUCCAAGGCGAUGGAUAUAAUACAAUUUGUCAAGAGGGUACUAUUAAUGAAUGUAAGAUGGCAGCAGGUAAAAGGGUUUACUUCAAGUUUUUCUGCCAAGGUCAAUCUUGUGAGACAACUGACGUUAAUUUCUGGUAUAGGUUGACGUUAAGCCCAAGCAAUGUAGAUCCUGAAAAUUGGUGUUUUGGACGUUCUGGAACUGAUUUUCCUGAUUCUUUGUUAGCGCAAUUUCCUAAUAAUUAUACACCUAAGCCUAUACAACCUCCAACACCGACGAGUUCUGCCUCUAAAAUAACUUCGCAGCCUAUUUUAGCUACCGUCACGUCUAUACUUAUUUUAACGCAGUAUACCUUGCUUUUUUAA